UUGUCGACGUUAGUCGAAGAAGGGAUAGAUAAACUUCGUGCUUUUAUACCCGACACCACCCUUGUCGCAGCGCUGGACGCCGUGGACCGGGAUCGUGUAUUGCGAUACAAGACCACAUGGGGAAGGUGCCACUACGAGGUUUUCGGUUCAACCUCCACCUAUUAUACUGUUUUUCCGCAGCUGGGAUUUUCUGCGAAGGUGUUCUGCUACUGCACAUGUCCCGCCUUCGCAUUCGCAGUCUUGGUGAGCAACUCGCAUCUUAUGUGUAAACACGUCCUGGCUGUGUGUCUUGCAGAACAGCUGUCGAAGUGUAUUGAACGUACGGUGACUGAUGAAGAAUUUGUUGCCCGGACUACUGCCUACCUGUGA
Molecule: messenger RNA, 369 nt
Organism: Pisolithus orientalis
Lineage: Eukaryota; Fungi; Basidiomycota; Agaricomycetes; Boletales; Pisolithaceae
Exons: 3
Biological process (GO): double-strand break repair via homologous recombination
Molecular function (GO): zinc ion binding
Source: RefSeq, a predicted model, not a curated record